GCUGCGCGCGCGCACCACUUCGUGCGCAUGUCGAUCAGUCAGUGCGCGAAUGUGCGUUGAAUCGGUCGUGUUUCGCGCUGCAAUCAUAACUCCUUUGUGACGUUGGGGCAUGCUCGUUUAGUUUGUCGCCCAUUGUGUAAAUCCAAUCAUGAAAGUGGACAAAGAUAGCAGCCUUGCGGGGCCAGUGGAUACUAAACCCAUUCUCUCCAACAGGAAGGGGAGCCUCAAGGUGACCAUUACACCAGCGCAACACAAGACCUUAACGCACUUGCCGAAACGACCACCAGUGGACUUGGCUUUCACAGACCUUAUGUACAGGGUGCAUGAAGGAAGAAAAAGCAAUGAGAAAAUAAUUCUGAAGUCCGUGUCGGGUCGGCUGCGGUCCGGCGAGCUGACGGCCAUCAUGGGUCCGUCCGGCGCCGGCAAGUCCACGCUACUCAACAUUCUCACUGGAUACAAGACAUCAGGAAUGGAGGGCAGUAUCACGGUGAACGGCAUGGAGCGCAAUCUGUCCAGCUUCCGUAAGCUUUCUUGCUACAUUAUGCAGGACAACCAGCUACACGGCAACCUGACUGUGGAGGAGGCAAUGUCGGUGGCAACAGCGCUCAAGUUGCCUAGUGCCACCACCAGGACUGAUAAAGAUGAAGUGAUCCGAGAAAUCCUGGAGACACUCGGUCUUUCCGAGCACCACAAAACGAUGACGUCAAAUCUUUCCGGAGGUCAGAAGAAGCGUCUAUCCAUAGCUUUGGAGUUAGUCAACAAUCCUCCUAUCAUGUUCUUCGACGAACCCACUUCAGGGUUGGAUAGUUCUUCUUGUUUCCAGUGUAUCUCGUUACUGAAGACAUUAGCGAGAGGGGGGCGGACUAUUAUUUGCACUAUUCACCAGCCCUCGGCUCGUCUGUUUGAGAUGUUUGAUCAUCUUUACACGCUAGCUGAUGGACAAUGCGUCUAUCAGGGCAGCACUGGGAGACUGGUGGAAUGGCUGGGCAGCCUGGGGCUACAGUGUCCAUCGUACCACAACCCGGCGUCGUUCAUCAUCGAGGUGUCAUGUGGAGAGUACGGAGACAACACUGGAAAGUUGGUGCGCGCUAUUGACAAUGGAAAACAUGACAUCAGAAACGGCAUGCCCUUCCCUGAUGCCAAGUUACCCGACUUCAAUAACAAGAAAGACAUGGAGUCGUCACUCAAGUCAGCCGGACAGUGGAAUAAGAACGACCUCUCCCAAGUCCAGGAGAAGUUCAGUGAUGACCACAAGGAGGUGAACGGCACCAACAACCUACAGAAUGGAUUACUACAAUACGCUGCUAACGAGAUCGCUAAGGGGAAAGCUGGUGAACCAAUCGUAGUUCAAAUGGAUGCUGAGAAACCAGAUAAUGUUGAGGAAGCUUUGCUAGGUGAUGUGGCUUCUCCUCGUCGGUACGCCACCUCAGAAUGGACACAGUUCUGGGUCGUGUUGAAGAGGACUUUAUUAUUCAGCAGGAGGGAUUGGACGCUGAUGUAUCUGCGUUUAUUUGCGCACAUUCUUGUGGGAUUUCUGAUCGGCGCUUUGUACUACGACAUCGGUGAUGACGGCUCCAAAGUGCUCUCCAACCUCGGCUUCCUCUUCUUCAAUAUGCUCUUCCUCAUGUACACUUCUAUGACCAUCACCAUUCUCAGUUUUCCAUUAGAAAUGCCAGUACUCGUGAAGGAACAUUUCAAUCGCUGGUAUUCACUUCGCUCCUACUAUCUCGCUAUCACCGUCUCAGAUAUACCAUUCCAGGCAAUAUUCUGCGUGAUCUACGUAGUGAUAGUGUACCUGCUGACGUCACAGCCGCUGGAGUGGUCGCGCUUCGCUCUCUUCCUCGGCUCCUGUCUCCUCAUCUCCUUUGUAGCGCAGAGUGUCGGCCUCGUUGUUGGUGCUGCCAUGAACGUUCAGAAUGGUGUAUUCCUCGCGCCAGUGAUGUCAGUCCCAUUCCUGUUGUUCAGUGGAUUUUUCGUAUCAUUCAACGCCAUUCCAGUGUACUUGCGCUGGAUCACAUAUCUCUCUUACAUAAGAUACGGCUUCGAGGGAACCGCACUCGCUACAUACUCCUUCAAUCGUACCAAGCUGCAGUGUCACCAGACGUACUGUCAUUUCAAAGAUCCAAACACAACUCUGGAAGAACUGGACAUGCUGGAUGCGGACAUUACCCUGGAUAUUGCAGCAUUGUGUCUCAUCUUUGUCAUCCUUCGUGUCUCCGCCUUCUUAUUCCUGCGUUGGAAACUCAGAUCCACGAGAUAAGUCAUUUUAAACCUUAUCUCAUUGUAUUUAGAGUAUAAAUUAUUAUAAACUUAAAUUCCUUUGAAAUGUAAGCAUUAAUUUGAAGGUUAGAAUAGCGAUAUAGUUAUAGGACAGGCUAUAAGAUGUGGUAUUUUGUGCCUAUUUGAUUUCCGCCAUGGUAACUUCAAUUAGCAAUUUAAUUUUGGAACUAAGUUAAAACCUGUCCAGAUUUAUAGAGAUCAGUGGAGUGUUUCAAUUUAUAUAUUUAGUUGUAUGUUAUAACCGCAGUUAUUGUGAUAGUGGUAUAAAAUCGAAUAUAAGACAUAUUUAAGAUUAAAAAUGUUAUAUAAUUUUUUUAUCAACCAAAUAAAAGAAUCAAAUACGUCACAGAUUGACAAGCAACUGUGAAAAUUUCAUCCGCCAUUUUUUGUAUAAGAGAAAUAAUAUAAAAUGAGUGUUAUACAGUAAAAACCGUAUACAACAUCCGUUAAUACAUCGGUUAAUACGACUGAAUGUUGGUCAUGUUGUUAAGGUCGGUUUUCACUGUAACAUAUUUUUCGGUAGUACUUCAUCCUUAUGAGGUAAAUUGGACAAAUUGUAUUUUAAUUAAUUUAGUGUAAAUCAUAUACGUAUGUUGUUUUUUAGGUGAUUGGUAACAUAAAUAUAUAAUAUAUCUAUAUUUGAGAGACUGCUCUGUGAUAUAUGUC
Molecule: messenger RNA, 2946 nt
Organism: Papilio machaon (common yellow swallowtail)
Lineage: Eukaryota; Metazoa; Arthropoda; Insecta; Lepidoptera; Papilionidae
Product: ATP-binding cassette sub-family G member 1
Exons: 12
Coding region: 149-2260 (703 amino acids)
Cellular component (GO): plasma membrane
Molecular function (GO): ATP binding; ATP hydrolysis activity; ABC-type transporter activity
Source: RefSeq, a predicted model, not a curated record